AUGUUUUUUUCAGCAAGAAAAGAGCCCGUGGUGACGUUGUAUCUGGCCCUGCUACUCUUGUGCGGUCGGGGAGCGGUGUCUGGACAGCUCUCUUAUUCCGUUUCAGAGGAGGUAAACCCGGGCACUUUUAUUGGUAAUAUCGCCAAGGAUUUAAAUCUGGAUAUACACGAACUGAGCUCGCGUGCGUUUCAGAUUGUCACUGGCUCCAAUAAAUAUUUCGAUGUGAAUUUAAAAACCGGAAUUUUGUAUGUGAAUGAAAGAAUUGACAGGGAGGAGCUUUGCCCGAACGCACCCAAAUGUGUGGUUAGUGUGGAAGCUGUUAUUAAUAAUCCUUUGAUACUUAAUCGUGUGGAAGUUAGUAUUGUCGAUGUCAAUGAUAAUUCUCCAUCUUUUCGAGCAACAUCACAAACUGUGAAUAUUGCAGAAAGCACACUACCAGGAGUGCGAUUUCCUUUACUUGGGGCGUAUGAUGCGGAUGUAGGGAAAAAUGCUGUAAACACGUAUAAGCUGAGUCCGAAUGAGCACUUCUCCCUGGCUUUGCACAAAGGAGAGAGCGUAUCCGCUGAGUUGGUGCUGCAGAAAGCUUUAGACCGAGAGAAACAGUCAGUGAUUAAGCUCAUACUGACUGCUGUGGACGGAGGAAAUCCGUCGAGAUCUGGAUCCUCAGAGCUUAUAAUUAAUGUUUUGGAUAACAAUGACAACACUCCCAUUUUCAGCAGCCAAUUGUAUAAAGCUCGCGUGUUUGAAAAUGUACCCCGGGGGACAUCUAUAAUAACUCUGAAUGCUACCGACUUGGAUGAAGGUACCAACGGUGAAAUCGUGUACUCAUUCAGUAAACACGAACAAGACAACGUUUUUGACAUUUUUCGUAUCGAUCCCAAUACGGGGGAAAUUACAGUAACGGGAACUAUUGAUUUCGAACAAAAUAAUGCUUUUGAAAUUCGUGCUGAAGCGAGUGACAAAGGGCAGCCUCCGAUGGCUGCGCACUGCAAGGUGCUGGUUGAAGUUUUGGACGUUAACGACAACGCUCCCAAAAUUACAGUGACGUCACUGUUAGACACGGUGAAAGAGGACGCGAAGGUGGGCACGGCUCUUGCGCUGGUUUCAGUGAUUGAUCAAGAUGGUGGUAAAAACGGAGCGGUGAGCUGUUACACCUCUCCAGAGCUUCCGUUUAAACUGCAAACCAAUUACAAGAACUAUUACUCUUUAGUCGUUGACGGGCAGCUGGAUAGAGAGGCGGCUUCAGAGUACAAUGUCACCAUCACAGCAAAAGAUGAAGGAACUCCUUCUCUCUCUAGCGCCAGCAUUAUUACCGUACAUGUUUCUGAUAUUAACGACAACGAACCACACUUCCCGGAGCCCGUCAUAAACAUUUUUAUGAAAGAAAAUAAUCCAGUUGGUUCUUUAAUCUACACUGUAUCUGCCUUGGACCCAGAUUUAAACGAAAAUGCAAAAGUUUCCUAUGCCAUAUUGGAGACUUCGGCGACCGGCGCUUCCCCCUCAUCUGCCAUCAACGUGAACCCUGUUACUGGAGAAAUUAGCAGCUUGCAGUCUUUCAACUAUGAAGAAGUAAAAAUGUUCCAGUUUAAACUUCAGGCUACAGACUCGGGAGUUCCUCCACUAAACAGUAACGUGACUGUGAACCUUCUUAUCCUGGAUGAGAAUGACAACAGUCCGGCGGUUCUUCCACCUUACUCUGGCCAGGGCUCCGUUAAAACUGAGAACAUUCCAUAUUCUGUGGACUCUGGUUACUUUGUGGCCAAGAUCAGGGCUGUAGACGCAGACUCUGGUUACAAUGCGCUGCUUUCUUAUCACAUCACUGAACCCAAGGGAAGCAGUCUCUUCCGAAUCGGAAGCAGCAGCGGGGAAAUAAGGACUAAGAGGCGAAUGAGUGACAAUGACUUGAAGACUCAUCCAUUGGUGAUUUUGAUUUCUGACCACGGAGAACCUUCCCUCUCAGCGACUGUGUCUAUUGACAUUGUGGUUGUUGAAAGUGCAGAUGAAAUACAAACAUCAUUUAGACAGUUACCUGCCAAGGAGGAGAGUUUCUCAUAUUUGAAUCUCUAUUUGCUUAUUGCCAUAAUCUCGAUUUCAGUUAUAUUUUUGUUAAGUCUCAUUAGUUUAAUAGCUGUAAAAUGCCACAGGACUGAUGGCGGGUUGAGCAAGUACAGCGCCCCAAUGAUCACCACACACCCUGACGGGAGCUGGUCUUACUCCAAAUCUACUCAGCAGUAUGACGUGUGCUUUAGCUCAGACACACUGAAGAGUGACGUUGUGGUUUUCCCUGCACCAUAUCCUCCUGCGGACGCGGAGCUCAUCAGCAUCAAUGGAGCAGACACGUUUAAGAGGAAUCAGACGCUUCCCAACAGUCAGAAGAUAAUCUACUCGGUGUCUGAGGAGGUUAAGGAAGGGACGUUUGUCGGAAAUUUAGCCAAGGAUUUGAAUCUCAAUGUGGAUGAUUUGGAAUGGCGUAUGUUACGGAUUUCCACGGGAUCCAAGAAGAAAUAUUUCGAGAGCCUGUGA
Conger conger (European conger) is the source of this 2523-nucleotide messenger RNA. RefSeq names its product protocadherin alpha-8-like. The transcript has 3 exons. Gene Ontology annotation, molecular function: calcium ion binding. Gene Ontology annotation, biological process: homophilic cell-cell adhesion. NCBI's taxonomy places the organism in Eukaryota, Metazoa, Chordata, Actinopteri, Anguilliformes, Congridae. Gene Ontology annotation, cellular component: plasma membrane. The record is from RefSeq and is a predicted model, not a curated record. The coding region runs from base 1 to 2523 and encodes 840 amino acids.